AUGGAGGACAGUAAUGCUGUGAAAAAUCCCAUUGUACCGGGUACAAAAUUACGCAAAGACGAGGGAGGUGUUACCGUUGAUGAAACUCUGUAUAAGCAAGUGGUUGGAAGCCUUAUGUAUUUGACUGUAACUAGACCUGACAUGAUGUUUGGUGUUAGUUUAAUAAGCAGGUUCAUGGCUAGGCCUACUAUGGCACAUUGGCUGGCAGCAAAGAGGAUUUUAAGGUACCUAAAAGGUACAAUUAAUCUGGGUAUCUUUUACAGGAAGCAAGAAUACAAUCUAAAACUGGUGGCCUUCACUGAUAGUGAUUAUGCCGGUGACUUAGACGAUCGAAGAAGCACUUCCGGAUUUGUGUUUAAAUUGGGAGCGAGAGCUAUUUCUUGGGCCUCAAAGAAACAGCCGGUUGUCGCUCUCUCCACCACGGAGGCGGAAUACAUGGCAGCAGCUUUAUGUGCGUGUCAAUGUGUUUGGCUUAGAAGAGUGUUGGAAAAGAUUGAAGUCGAGGAAAAAACAGCAACUAUGAUCAUGUGCGACAAUAGUUCUACUAUACAACUAUCUAAAAAUCCUGUGUUUCACGGAAAAAGUAAACAUAUCGAUGUGAAAUUCCACUUUCUUAGGGACUUAGUAAACAACGGAGUUAUCAAGUUGAGCUAUUGUGCUUCUGAGAAUCAAACUGCGAACAUUAUGACGAAGCCAUUAAAAUUGGAACAAUUUGAAAAGCUUCGUGGGAUGCUUGGAGUUACGGAUAUUACUGAAGUAAGCUAA
Lathyrus oleraceus (garden pea) is the source of this 765-nucleotide messenger RNA. Its product is annotated as secreted RxLR effector protein 161-like. Lineage: Eukaryota; Viridiplantae; Streptophyta; Magnoliopsida; Fabales; Fabaceae. The record is from RefSeq and is a predicted model, not a curated record. The transcript has a single exon. The coding region runs from base 1 to 765 and encodes 254 amino acids.